CUUUCACCUCUCUUGUCCUUCUACCACCUCCCUCUCCUGUCCAGAGUACUCUGCUUUGUGUGCAAUCAUGUUGCACGUAGGCUGCGCCUGGGCUCUCUGUUUGAUCCUGUAUCUGAGUUUAGGAUGGACCAAGGCCCAGCAGACCAAUUACACCAGGCCUGUGUUCCACUGUGGUGGGGACAUGGUGGGAGAUUCUGGGUUCGUUGGGAGUGAAGGUUUCCCAAGUUUUUACAAACCAAACAGUAAAUGCACAUGGCGUAUCACGGUCCCUGAGGGAAACGUGGUCAUGCUCACAUUCCGAAUUUUUGACAUAGAGGCUGAUUCACAGUGUCGCUACGAUUAUCUGGAUGUUUACAAUGGCAACACCAACUUGGUGCAAAAACUGGGGCGGUUUUGUGGAACAUUUCGACCGGGUGCUCUCAUUUCCACCAGCAACACCAUGAUGUUAGAGAUGGGCACGGAUGGGGAGACACAGGGAAGGGGAUUUGUGGCCUACUUCAGUGGAACCAACCCAGAUGUGGAAGACACACCUUUCUGUGGUGGAAAGACAACCAAAGCCCAGGGAGAAAUCAUGACGCCCAACUGGCCUGAUAAGAAAUACCCAGCAGGAACCAGCUGCUCGUGGCUAAUCACAGUGGAGCCUAACAGGCUGAUCCAUGUGAAGUUUGAUAAGUUCUCCUUGGAGUCUGACACCUACUGUAGGUUUGACUACGUGGCUUUCUAUAAUGGCGGAGAGAAAGACGACUCAAACCUGAUUGGGAAAUACUGUGGCGAUGAGGCUCCACAACCAAUACUCACCAGUGGAAAUGUUCUACUGGUCCAGUUUGUGUCUGACCUCAGUGUCAUAAUGGAUGGCUUCUUUGCCCAGUACACCAGCGUUCCUCAAGGUUUUCAGAUUCCAGCCGUUAACGCCGGAGCUGGUACCAGUACUAUCCCAUCGAAACCGGCAGUCAAACCUUUUGCAAGAGUACGUCCGGCUCCUCCUGUUCAGCCGCCUGCUCCCACAGCUAAGUAUGUUCCACCUCCUCCGCCACCGAAGCCCACUGAAAGACACAGACCAGUAAAUCCUGUCAGAAACCGUGGGCAAGAGAACGCAGGCAAGGAUAGGACGGUCCCAGUGCCAAGGCCUAAUGGAAAGAGACCCGCUGCUCAGAACCCAGCGUGUGCCCAAGCCUGUAAAAGGCAGGGAACAAUUAAGAGCAGUUUCUGCGCCAGUGAAUUUGUGAUAACUGGAAAGGUGACUUCUCUGGCCCCUGGGCCCCAAGGCACUCUCCAAAUUGGUGUGUCCAUAAUUAAGACCUACAAGGCAGGACGAAUGAUAAUCACUCAAUUGGGAGAAACUAUGUCAGUGAAGCUGUUGUCACAGUGCAGGAAGUGCCCGUUGCUCAGACGAGGUGGUGACUUCAUAAUCAUGGGACAGGUGGAUGAGUCAGGACGUGGAACCCUGUCACCGGGUGCAUUCACAGCUCCCUACAAAGCCCCACAUCACAGACUGUUAAUGAACAUCCAAAGCCAAUCCUGUUAAAUUAAAACAUUUGACCCUGCCCCAGAAUUCCAUAAUAUUCAAUGUGAUGCUCAGAACUAUCAAACACAACACUCUGUAAAUCAUAAUGUUAUUUUUUAUCCAACACUAUAAAGUUAUACAAUUGAAUUUUUCAUUAAAAUAACCACAAAAGCCUUCAAUUUGUAAUUUAUAUAUGAAUAAAGGUCUAUAAUAAAAACA
Cynoglossus semilaevis (tongue sole) is the source of this 1723-nucleotide messenger RNA. RefSeq names its product procollagen C-endopeptidase enhancer a (gene pcolcea). The record is from RefSeq and is a predicted model, not a curated record. The transcript has 9 exons. Gene Ontology annotation, biological process: proteolysis. Gene Ontology annotation, molecular function: peptidase activator activity; protein binding; collagen binding. The coding region runs from base 68 to 1525 and encodes 485 amino acids. Lineage: Eukaryota; Metazoa; Chordata; Actinopteri; Pleuronectiformes; Cynoglossidae.